AUGGUCGCCUUCUCUUCCGUUCUCCUUGCCCUCAGCGGCGCUGCCUCCGUGCUCGCCAGCCCCAUCAACACCACCAGCAACGCCUUGAACCUCAUCACUCGUGCCACUUCCCCCGGAACUGGUACCCACGAUGGUUUCUUCUACUCGUUCUGGACUGAUGGCCAGGGCUCAGUAACCUACAACAACGAGGCCGGCGGCAAGUACUCCGUUCAGUGGAGCAACGUCAACAACUUUGUUGCUGGAAAGGGAUGGAACCCAGGACAGCCCCGCACCAUGUCCUACUCCGGUUCAUGGAACGCGGCCAACGUCAACUCGUACAUCGCUUUGUACGGCUGGACCAGGAACCCCCUCGUCGAGUACUACAUCGUCGAGUCCUUCGGCAGCUACAACCCCUCUUCCGGCGCCCAGAAGAAGGGCACCGUCUCCUCCGACGGUGGCGUCUACGACGUCUUCCAGACCAUGCGCUACAACCAGCCCUCCAUCGACGGCACGUCGACCUUCCCCCAGUUCUGGUCUGUCCGCCAGCAGAAGCGCGUUGGUGGCACCAUCAACAUCGCCACCCACUUCAACGCCUGGCAGCAGAACGGCCUCCAGCUCGGCCAGCACAACUACCAGAUUCUCGCCACUGAGGGAUACCAGAGCUCUGGUUCUUCCUCUAUCACCGUUUCUGCUUCUUAA
Molecule: messenger RNA, 678 nt
Organism: Periconia digitata
Lineage: Eukaryota; Fungi; Ascomycota; Dothideomycetes; Pleosporales; Periconiaceae
Source: the annotation of a GenBank genome assembly